GUUUCUCUCUUUUCUGUUAGAAGCGGGCGCAGGUGGUUUCGGUUGACAGAAAUAGUUAAAACUGUCGCUGAAAACUUUGCUGCCUUUUUUUCUCUCUUUCUUUCUUUUUUCUUUGGGGUCAGUAACCUGUGAAGAGAGCACAAAAAAAAAAGGAUUUACUGAAGACUGGGAUUUACCUGUGGUGGCGUGUUAACGGUACUUUGUCGCCUGUCUUCGAGACAUAAGUUUUAUUUUUUUCAAAGAAAAAUAAAAUAAAACGGAUUAAAAAGAAAAAGACAACUUUUUGUUUUUCACCAGAGGAGAAGGCCUGUGCUCCACCUGCUGCAGAAAAUACAGGCUAAAGGGACUGUUGAGGGCUUAGACCACCUGCCCUGAGGAGUCAAGGAGAGAAGGAAGGAGACAAGGGAGGAAGGAAGGAGGUAGAUCAUCAUCUACUGUUGACCUCUGCUUCCCACUGAAUACAGAUGUAUGCUGAGAAAGUUGUGACGGAGGGGAAGAUGGGGAGCAGGGGAAUCUCUCUGACCUGUGUGUUGACCCCGUGCCGGGUGAUCGGGGUGUGUGUGACGGUGAUGAUCUUGGGAGCCAUGGGAGCAGCCGUUUGGGCCGUAGUUACUUAUUGCACGAUGGAGGAAGACACAGGACUGUAUGAUGUUCAGGUAAAUUCUGCUGACCAACGUCUCAGAGUGUUUGACUCCGCCCAGAGGAGGUGGCGUCAGGUGUGUUCCUCCUCAGCCAAUGAACUGCUCGCUAGCAUCAGCUGUGAAGAAGUGGGCUUUGUCAGUGUGGUGAAUUACUCGGUCACGUCAGUGCCAGAGGCCAGUGGAGAUGGUGGAGAGUUCUUCUGUGUCAAACAGGAAGAGCUCAGCUACGGCAAGAAAAUUAAAGACUCAUUGUUCCCAUGUGACUGUGAGAGCAGGGAGGUUCUCACACUCUUGUGCCAAGACUGCGGCAGGCGCAGUUUCGCAGCAGACCGUAUAGUUGGUGGCGUGGAUGCCAGACAGGGCAGCUGGCCUUGGCAGGUCAGCUUGCAGUACGAUGGAGUUCAUCAAUGUGGAGGAUCCAUCAUCUCAAACCGCUGGAUUGUCUCUGCGGCUCACUGCUUCCCUGAACGGUACCGCUUUGUUAACCGCUGGCGUGUGCUGCUGGGCUCCAUCUAUAAUAAACCGGUCAAUGCCAACGUGGCGGAGGUGAAGACCAUUGUUUAUCACAGCAGCUACCUGCCCUUUGUAGAUGCCAACAUUGAUGACAACAGCAGGGACAUCGCUGUUUUGGCCCUCACCCAACCGCUCACUUUCAAUGAAUACAUCCAGCCUAUUUGCAUGCCAGCAUAUGGUCAAAGGCUGAUAGACGGACAGAUGGGAACAGUAACAGGCUGGGGAAAUGUUGGAUACUACGGUCAUCUAGCAGAUGUUCUCCAGGAAGCGAAUGUGCCCAUCAUCAGUGACGCUGUCUGUAACGCUCCUGAUUACUACGACAAUCAGAUCACCACCAGUAUGUUCUGUGCUGGUUAUGAAAAAGGAGGCACUGAUGCCUGCCAGGGAGACAGCGGCGGUCCUUUUGUGGCAGAUGACUGUCUCUCUAAGACCAGUCGGUAUCGUCUGCUGGGAGUGGUGAGCUGGGGAACAGGCUGUGCCAUGCCAAAGAAACCUGGUGUAUACACCAGAGUGUCCCGGUUUCUGCCCUGGAUAUCUACGGCCAUGAGGAACUAUCACAACUCACCAGGGGUUCACAAAAUGGCCCGAACAUGAGGUUGCUGCACCUGUAUCUCUACUUUUUUCACACUUGGGUGACAGUAUGGACAGAUCCUGUAAAUGUCAAUGGGGAGUGCUACAGCGUGGGGAUUCCCCUUCUACGGCUGUAGAUUCCCCUUCUAACCUAGAACAUUUUACUGAGGAUUUACCAACUUCUUGUACCAGACUGUAAGUAUUUGGACAGUUCCACAUUUUUUUGUCCCUCAGGCUCUGAGCGUCACCACAUUUAACAUAAAAUUAAGUAAUGGUUACUACACUAAUAAAAACAUAAAUCCUUACAAAACCAGUAAUAGAAUAAAUACAUCAUAAAGUGGACACUUGGCAAUGAAAUGUUUGUCAUUGAAUGCAAAGAACUGUCCACAAAAAAUUAAAUAUGAUGUUUUUGUUUGACUUCAUGUGUAUCUGUCCAAAUACUUUCAAAGCUCUAAACUUUGAGCAUCUUUAAAGUCUCUAAAGUCCUACGUCCUGUGUUUCCUAUGUAUGCAUGUACUUAAAUGUGGUAACCAUUGUUUUAUUUCAAAUUGAAUGUUCUGAAGCUCAGAGACUGAGGAACAAAAAUGUCUAACUGUAAAUACUUACUUCUGGACUGGAUCCUGUAUCUUUACAGAUAUACUCAGACAGAGCUCUUUAAGAGACAGCAAGAUAUUUUAAACUUGUAGGCAGAGAGUUACUGAGGUGGACUUACUUUGUUAUUAUGAGGUUAUGGAGACGUUUUAAGGUUAAAUACUGAUAAAAGGCCAAAGGUGAAAUCAUAUCAGAAUCAUUAUACUGGAUUUAAGAUGCUAGUUUUGUAGAUUAUUUUCUGAGAUUACUUUUUUUUUUUUUUUUAGUUGCUUACUACGGCAAA
Toxotes jaculatrix (banded archerfish) is the source of this 2598-nucleotide messenger RNA. RefSeq names its product hepsin (gene hpn). The coding region runs from base 465 to 1748 and encodes 427 amino acids. The transcript is spliced from 13 exons. The record is from RefSeq and is a predicted model, not a curated record. Gene Ontology annotation, cellular component: membrane. Gene Ontology annotation, molecular function: serine-type endopeptidase activity; serine-type exopeptidase activity. Gene Ontology annotation, biological process: proteolysis. Lineage: Eukaryota; Metazoa; Chordata; Actinopteri; Toxotidae.